Molecule: messenger RNA, 906 nt
Organism: Cooperia oncophora
Lineage: Eukaryota; Metazoa; Nematoda; Chromadorea; Rhabditida; Trichostrongylidae
Source: the annotation of a GenBank genome assembly
AUGACCGAUGCCCCUUCUCAUCGCCAGUUGGCGAUAGUGCCUGGCUAUCAACAUCAAGGCGAGUUUUAUAUAGUCACUGCCGGCUACAUUUCAAUUCUUCUGAUCGGCUUGGUGGGUAAUAUACUGGUGAUAUCUGUUCUACGGAAGCAUCCACUUAUGAAGACGCACAGCAGUAUCUACAUUAUGAAUCUUGCAAUGGCCGAUCUCAUUACUCUAAGCGUUGGUUUACCGUUUGAAGUUAUUAUGAAUUGGAGCCAAUAUCCUUGGCCAUUUCCGGACGUCUUCUGUCAUCUCAAAGCGCUUAUCGCUGAAACUACAAAGUACGUACAUAAAGUGUUAUGCGCUGCAUGGAUCUUGUCAGUUAUAUCCGCGUCACCGUUUGGAUUCUAUCAUAGAGCUGACUAUAUCCUAAAAGACUGGCCUGGAACGGAAAACCACGUUCCCGUACUUUCGUCAAAAAUGUGUAUGGUCGCUGUGUUAUUUGAUCGUGGUUCAAAGCCCAUGUACAAGUUCAUUUUCCAUUUAUCGGCGCUCUUGUUCUUUGUUAUACCGCUUUCAAUUAUAUUUGUAUUGCACAUAUUUAUCGCUAUUCACGUCCGGUCGUCUCGCAAAGAUAUUAAUCGUGCCGAUGCAGAUCGAGGCGGAGAUGACUUGAACUCCCGACUAACUUUUAUUCUGGGUAGGCUACUAUUUUAUUCAAAUCUCUUGGCGCAUAAACGACGUCAUUUUGUGCUUUUAGUGAGCAUUAUUGCGCAUUGUUCGUCUGCCCAUCUGGCCUUUUCAAAUACAAGCCUCUCAUUUUUCUACUUUGGACAACGAACAAUCGUUUACCAACAACCGACCAGUACCUCUUUUUUAUAUCAGGUAUGCUGCUUCACUAGUUAUCCAAGUUAUUUAGCCGAAUAA